AUGAAUUCCUUAUGCCUCACCCCCCUGGAGCAGUGGUAUAAAAGAAGCCACAGCUCUGAUUCCCUUCAGCGUCUGUCCUGCUCUGAGCUUCUGCUGAGGAAGAAAGGCAACUCCAACAGGAUGCAGAUUCUGCUGCUCGCUCUUGCUGUCGGUCUGGCUUCUGCCCAGAACAAUUCUAGAGUGGGGUAUGCGAGUAUCGAUGGUGACUGGCGCAGCCAUUCCAUAGCUGCUGAUAAAGUGGAGAAGAUCGAAGACGGUGGGGAACUGAGAGUCUAUUUCCGCCAACUGCAGUGUCAAGAUGGAUGCAAAAAUAUCUCCAUCAAGUUUUAUGUCAAGAAGGACGGGAUGUUCCAGGAGUUCACUGUCGUGGGAGUAAAAGAUGAAGCAAGAGGUGUUUACGUCGCCGAAUACUCAGGUAAAAACUACUUCUCCGUUGUGUAUAACACAGAAAAGGUCAUAAUAUUUCACAACAUAAACGUGGAUGAAGCAGGCAUAACAACGAAUGUGAUUUUAGCCACUGGAAAGAGAGACAGUCUGACGGUGGAAGAACAGCAGAAGUUUGCCAAGGUGGUUCAGGAUUAUGGAAUUCCGGAACAAAACAUAAGACCUGUCAUCCUAACAGACACCUGCCCGGAAUAA
Messenger RNA from Fukomys damarensis (Damara mole-rat), 639 nucleotides. RefSeq names its product lipocalin Cav p 2.0101. The record is from RefSeq and is a predicted model, not a curated record. Lineage: Eukaryota; Metazoa; Chordata; Mammalia; Rodentia; Bathyergidae. Bases 1 to 639 code for a protein of 212 amino acids. Gene Ontology annotation, molecular function: odorant binding; small molecule binding. The transcript is spliced from 6 exons.